GUAGUCCACCCUUUCUAUGCAUAUUGGCAGAGUUUCUGCACUCAGAAAAACUUUGCUUGGAAAGAAGAAUAUGACACACGACAAGCCUCAAACCGCUGGCAGAAACGAGCUAUGGAAAAAGAGAACAAGAAAACAAGGGAUAAAGCAAGGAAAGAGAGGAAUGAACUAGUCCGUCAGCUAGUAGCCUUUAUUCGUAAAAGGGAUAAAAGAGUGCAAGCUCAUAGAAAACUUGUAGAAGAACAAAAUGCAGAAAAAACUAGGAAAGCAGAGGAAUUCCGGAGGCAGCAGAAGCUCAAACAAGCCAAGCUUGCUGACCAGUAUAAAGAGCAGAGCUGGAUAACUAUGUCAGAUCUGGAGAGAGAGUUGCAAGAGAUGGAGGCACAAUAUGAAAAGGAAUUUGGAGAUGGAUCAUAUGGUGAAGAUGAAUUUGAAGAACAGGAGGCAACAGGCAUUGAUGGCAAAGUGAAUGAUGAGACUGAAGAAGCUGAAUUUGUUGAUGGUCUCUACUGCCCUGCUUGUGACAAAUUGUUAAAAACUGAGAAGGCCAUGAAGAAUCACGAGAAAUCAAAGAAGCAUCGAGAGAUGGUAGCACUAUUACGACAGCAACUGGAAGAAGAAGAAGAGAAAUUUCCUGUAUCUUUGGACAGUGCAAAUGGAAUACAUACCAAAGAGGAGGAAGAAACAGAAAAUGUGCCCAAACAGAAACUCUCAAAGAAGCAGAAGAAGAAACAGAAAACACUGAUGACUUAUGAGGACUCUUUUGACAAAAGUGCUGAUGAAGAAACAGUUGAAGAAAAGGAGGUGCCCUGCAUGGACAAAGGCAGUGGCUCAGCAGAGGAGUUGGUAAAUGAUAGCCAAAGAAGUGUUGUGUCAGAGGACCCAAGCGCUACAGAAGACGUUGGGCAAAUGCAUGAAGCAAAAACUGAAGUGAAAAGCAGUACUAAGCCUAAAGGGAAAAAAGCCAAGGAUGCAAAAAAGUCUGCUAAGGCAUCUUCAGAGUACCCAACAGCGAAUGACGUUCCCAUCCACUGUGUAACCUGCAACUGUGCAUUUCCAUCCCGAAAUAAACUGUUUGAACACCUAAAAGCCACAGGACAUGCAAAAGCAACACAAGCACCAGCUGUAAAUGAGGCUGUAAACACCAAAACCAAAAAAGAGAAACGUAAAAACAGAUAG
Mesitornis unicolor (brown roatelo) is the source of this 1176-nucleotide messenger RNA. It is a transcript of the gene DNAJC21, whose product is annotated as DnaJ (Hsp40) homolog, subfamily C, member 21. The record is from RefSeq and is a predicted model, not a curated record. The transcript is spliced from 8 exons. Gene Ontology annotation, molecular function: nucleic acid binding; zinc ion binding. Gene Ontology annotation, cellular component: cytoplasm. The annotation marks the transcript as partial. Lineage: Eukaryota; Metazoa; Chordata; Aves; Mesitornithiformes; Mesitornithidae.